AAGACAGUCUCUGAUGGUGAAACUGAAAAAUCACAACCAACGAGUAACAACACUGUGGUUGAUUCGUCUCUUGGCAGGCCACGUUAUCAAUGGAAUAAACCUGCAACUGGUAAAGACCUUACUUAGAUGUAUAGUAGAUUUUAUUUGGAGGCACAGUUCAGCCUUUUGAAGAAUGGUAUGAGGUGCAUUAGGACACGAUGCAAAUUAAGGUGGCUCCAUACAGUUCCGUAGUAUAAAUCAUCACAAUGUUUUUCUACCAAUCAGAUCAGUUUGUUACAGAUUUUUGCGCUGUGAUUACAGAAAAUUGUACUGUGAUUACAAAAAAUUGCACUGUGAUUACAGAAAAUUGCACUGUGAUUACAGAAAGUUGCACUGCUGUUUGGGAUUAACUGCACUGAAAUCAGCCAAUCACAGUCGAAUAAUAUCUUUAUGUAUAUUAUUAUUCGCGAUAACGCCAAGAAAACAGGUGAUUGUGUGGUUUGGUAUAAGAUAUGUGUGACAUCUGUGAACUUUUUGGCUUUUCUACAUAGUUUUAUAUUCGUUUUCGAAACGUAACUGGCAAUGAUGUAAUCAAACCGUAGGGUAUUGCCUGAAGCUUAUUGAGAUGAAUUGUUGGCAAACCAUAAAGAAGGCUAUUGCAAUAGUCCAACACUUUAAGAAUAUUUCUUGGUCGUUUUUGUUUUGUUGUGAUGUAUAUGCUAAAACAAUUUUUCACCUUGGUGUCGGUGAAUAGUCCUUCUUCCUUCUUUUUCAAUAAAUAGAAAAUCCGCGCAGAUUUACAAGAAUCAAUAACACGUUAGAUUGUUAUACUGGAUUGCUACAGUGCAUGCAUGCUUGUUGGACAUUUGAUAUAAGCCACAUUAUGUUUUAUAUUAUCAGUCCAUUUUAUGAUUUUUCUAGAUGCGGAAUCGUCACGACGUGCUAUCCCAGAUCUGAAGCAACUCUAUUCUGUUUAUGUUGGUCAUCUUCCUAACGAUAUCACUCAGGUAAUAUCGGUGAUCAUGAGCUGUAUACAUAUGCAUGGUCAUUCAUUGAAUUUGACGCCGAGUGCCUAUGAAGUUCCUAAACAGUUUUCAUAACAUUUUCUCCAGCUUUCCCUAGCUAAAUCUAGUUUUCCCGUGGAUCGUAUCGCUGAUACAUCGUAUCCAUAAUAUUGUUCUUUAAAUCAAAGUCAAAAUACGAAAUUUGGGCACACUCCUUGCACCCGCGUCCCAGCCUCGUGUUAA
Messenger RNA from Paramuricea clavata, 1226 nucleotides. Lineage: Eukaryota; Metazoa; Cnidaria; Anthozoa; Malacalcyonacea; Plexauridae. The record is from the annotation of a GenBank genome assembly.